GGCCCACACUGAACCCUAUCAACUACCGAAACCCACGUUCUCCAUCGCCCAGGUACUCUCCGUCGGCCAUACGGUACCGUAGCCGCCGGACUAGCCUAACCUUUUCAUCCCACUUCAAUUCUCCCAUUGGCGUCGCUCAGGUUAAUGUGAGCCAUGCUGACGGCCUUUUUUUGCCGGCGCACCUCAACUCCGUUGUGGACUCGCGUUCCUCUUGUCGGAGUCGCGGUCGUUUGAUCUCUCCUCGCCGUGUUUCUCUGUUAGCAAUCUCUCGCCGUGUUUGACCCAAUCAACUCCUCUGGUCUACUCUCUUCAAAAGUGCCACGUGUUCCUUGGCCACCUUAGCCAUUGUUUUAGUCUGGCCACCACAGACGUCACCUUAUUCUUAUAUUCGUUAUAUUUCAAAGGUGGAUUAACAGGCACAUCAAUGGCCGCAGCGCUCAUGUCUCCGACUCCUUUCUUUCGCCGCUUCCUCACUCAACGCUCCAAACCAACCAUUUCCUGCUGCUCCCAUUCCUUCAAGUUUAAAAGGCAGUACACGAGCGUGAUGAUAGUGCCUACAGGGAUUGGAGCUGCUAUUGGUGGUUACGCUGGAGAUGCUUUGCCCGUUGCUCGUGCUCUCUCCACCGUCGUUGAUUGUCUUAUCACUCAUCCAAAUGUUCUUAAUGCAGCAAUGCUAUACUGGCCCAUGACAAAUACAUUAUACGUUGAAGGUUAUGCGCUUGACCGCUUUGCAGAAGGGUUGUGGGCUUUACAACCUGUUCACCAAAAUAGAGUGGGAAUAGUUCUUGAUGCUGGAAUAGAGGAGGACCUUCGACUUCGCCAUUUACAAGUAGCUGAUGCUGCUAGGGCAUCACUUGGAUUACCCAUCAUAGAAUAUAUUGUCACUGACACUCCACUUGAGGUGGAGAAGUGGAUUGAUCCAGAAACUGGAAAAUCAACAGGGAGGAUUAGGCACCCUGAUUCUUUGAUUAGAGCUGUACGGAAUUUAGUGAAUAGGUCAAAAGUGAAUGCCAUUGCUGUUGUUGGGCGUUUUCCAGAUGAUGAUACUGAUGAUGUAGAUGACUAUCGGCUGGGAAUGGGAGUAGACCUUUUGGCAGGAGUUGAGGCAGUUAUAAGCCAUCUAGUGGUAAAGGAGUUCAAAAUUCCCUGUGCUCAUGCUCCUGCUAUGUCUCCACUUACCAUGAGUUUGUCUCUUAGUCCAAAAUCAGCAGCAGAGGAGAUUGGCUACACCUUCUUGCCAUGUGUACUUGCUGGCUUAAGUAAUGCUCCUCAAUACUUGGUUAACCCCUCUGAAUCUACGGAGAGGAAUUUCAUAUCUGUGAGCGAUGUCGAUUCUGUGAUCCUUCCCAGAGAUGCUUGUGGAGGUGAUGGAACUCUGGCUUUUGCAAGAAGUGAAAAAAAUAAGCCUCUGAUGAUUACAGUGGAAGAAAAUGAUACUGUUCUCAAUGAUACUGCAGAUAAACUUGGUUUUGAAACGCUGCAAGUCUCAAAUUAUUGGGAGGCCAUUGGAGUUGUUGCUUCUCACAAGGCAGGGAUCAAUCCCUUCUCGCUUAGACGAAACAAAAUUCCUAACAUUGGGUGUGCUUCUAUGCAUCUCAAUGGUCACUCCGUUUCAAGAGAAAGAGCUAUCUCUUAGGUUUUUUUUUUCCCUACUAUGUAAAUCACGAGCCAAGUCUAUAAAAAUUUAUGUUAUGUUGGUCUUAUUUUGAAUUUAUUUAUCGUGCUCUGCCAAAAAAAAUUUAUAAGUUUUUUUUCAAAUGAAUUUCAACAUAUACACGAACAAUCAAAACGUUAUGUCAUCUGAGUGCGAAAGGUCAUGACUGAGUUAGCUAAACAUGUUAUAUUGUCAAUGUCUAGUGUUAAAAAAUACAUAUUUGCAUAAAUGUUCUUACUUACAGUCUCUUUCAAGAGUCACCAUUGCACCAACCUUCAAGGAAGUUAGAAAUACUUGAUUUGGUGCAUUGUGAUGUUUGUGGCCCAAUGAAGACUGUUCUGUGCCAUGGUGCUGAAGUUUGAUUUUUUAAGCAAGUGCUGAAAUGAGUUAGCUAUGCGGGAAAUCCGACGCGUGGAGGCGUUGCUGCUGGAAGAGGAAACAGCAACUGAGUUGAAGCAGGGGUUGCAGUAAGUUGUCGGAUGGAGAAGGUGUAAUUAUGUUGCAGAAUGGCACAAUUAGUAUGUAGUAAUUUUUAAUUUUGGUUACAAUUGGGUUGGUCCUUUUGUUGGGGUUGCGCUUUUUUGGUAUAAAGAUGGGCUCUGAUGGAUAGAAGGAUUUUUAAGGUGGUAGAGGAGCAAGAGCAAGUCGAGCAGACGAGUAUUCGACAAUGAAUGACGACCUCGCGGGACACCUUCAUAAAUGCAAAUUUAUUUCCUUUUUCGACAUUUUACCUUCUAUGCACAAUUCAAAAUAACUAUAUCUCAUCUCUUA
Molecule: messenger RNA, 2425 nt
Organism: Arachis ipaensis
Lineage: Eukaryota; Viridiplantae; Streptophyta; Magnoliopsida; Fabales; Fabaceae
Source: RefSeq, a predicted model, not a curated record